AUUCUGCCUCACAGAAUAAAGAGGUCUUCAGCAGUUGUCAUGCCUCUGAGAUGUGGUCUAAAUAUAGUCAGUUAUUAAUAGACUCUCCUAACAGACUGGGCUUCACUCUUCCUCUGCUCCGACAAAACCACACAACUCUGUGAGGAGGGAGAUCGCUUUUUACACUUUGACAGGUGAGUUUACAGAGGACAAAACAAGAGACUGAAACUAUCUGAACCAACCUUUUUGAGAGUAAUAAGAACUAAGAGAACACAUCCUGACUGUUGCUGAUCAACUGAGGUUUAAAAGCUGCAGGGCAGAGGACUGAAAGUUGUAUUUUAAGACUGUCUUGGCUGAGCAGACAUUUGUGAACACUUUGAACUUAAGGAUAACAUUGGGCCAAGUUGUGUCUUCCUGCUCUUUCUUCUCAUAUUUUCCAUUAAGAAAUGUCCAAGAUUCAGCUUUUUGGAGAAAAAAAAAAAAUUCAAGCAUGAUUUCUCCUUUAAUUAUUUUGAAAGUUAAACAAUUUUGGUUCGUGACAGUUGAGUUGCAGGUUUCUUUAACGUUACUUACUUCAAUCAAUAAAAACAGACACUUUUUAUACAUUGUACUAUAAAUUUAUUCAGUCACAAAUGAAACUAUGAGUGGUUUAAAGUAUACUUCUCCAGACUAACCUUUUUAAAGAAAUAUCAGGGAAAUCGAUUUUACAAGCAAGACUUAUUUUUUCAAACUUAUUUUCACUUUAUUUAACCAUGAUCACCGGACAAAUAAAUAUCUCCUCAAUGAAAACAUGUGAUCCACAACAAAAUGACUUAAUUUGCAGCGUUCGGUGAGUCCACUGUACCACUGUGCUUCAAAGCAAACAAAGGUUCCUUAUUUGAUCCCUGGCUGGUCAGAAGUCUUCCUGUGUGGACUUUGCAUACUCUCCUCUUGCAUGUUUGGGUCCUCUGGUGUUGCUCCUGCUUCCCCCCACAGUCCAAAGACAUGCUGGUUAAGAAGAAGAAGAAGAACUAUAUUGAUCCCUGAAGGAAAAUUCAAUUGUCUGUGGUCCCACGUAAUAUGUCUAUAAAAGUUAUCUAUUAUUUACAUAAGAGUUAUAAACGCUGAUGGCUGUUGGUACAAAAGAUCUUAAUAAUAAUAAUAAUACAUUUUAUUUAAAAGCGCCUUUCUGAGCACCCAAGGACACUGUACAGGGCAUAAAAACACAGCUAGAAACAUAAUUAAAAUAAAUAAAAACAACAUACAAGUGUGAAAGUAGACAGUUAAAGUGAAUAUGCGAUUUGGAAUAGGUGUGUAAAUAUUUCUGUCCUGCAGCGAAGAGAGAGAAGCUGUCCACCACCAUUUUCCCUUUGGUCCAUCAAGCUGUUGUGAAGUGGGUGAUCCAUGUUCUUGAGAAUAGUCUCCACCUUCCUCAGUGUAGAACUCUCCACCACAUCCUCCACUGAGUCCAGCUUGAGUCCGACCACUGAGCCAGCCUUUUUCACCAGUUUGUUAAGACGUCUUGCAUCUUUGUGUUUGUUGCUUCCUCCCCAGCAGACUGCAGCAUAGAACAGCACACUUGCCACCACAGACUGAUAAAACAUCUGCAGCAUCUUACUACAGAUGUCUAUUGAUCGGAGCCUUCUCAGGCAAAAAAGGCGGCUCUGCCCCUUUCUGUAGAUGUAGUCUAUUAGGCUAUAUAGACUAUAUAGGCUAAAGUCUAUAUAGUCUAUUAGGCUACAUAUUAACUUUUUAAUAGAUGUAAAUGUGUGAAUGGAUAAUUGUCUCUGCAUAUUUACUCUUACAUGGACUGCCAAGCCGUCAAGAGUGUAACCUGCUUCUCACCUGGUCACAGCUGGGAUUGGCUCUGUCCCCUGCAGUCAGAUUGGGAUAAACUAAGAAGAUCGCACAUCAUUUUAAUAAUCUUUUAUUGUUGACAAUUGGAAGGAUUCCCCAUUACGAAGUUUCGUUUAUAAUCUGAACAUGGUGCAUAAGUAUGAUCCAGAGAGAAUGCAGGACCAAAAGGAAAAGUUGGUACAUUAGUGGGGGAAAACCUUGAUAUGCUGUCUCACUAAACCCUAAAAUACCAUCUUUUUUUCAUAAACCUACAACACUAUUCUUGUAAAAUCACAGAUUUUUCCUUUUUCAAUUAAUCAUGUGACUCUACUCUGCCUGGUUGUUAAAAAGUAAGUAAAGUGGGGCAUAAGAAUGAGCUCUGGGUCAAACCUGUAACAUUAAAAGACUGGGUCAGUAAGCAGAUUAAGUCUGAGGUGACUGCUAAGGCCUCUGUUUCUCUCUCUCCCCUUAAAGAGUGGGAAAUAUUUACUCUUUCUAUUCAGCAGCUUUAAUUUGAGCUCUUUUAUUCUGUGUUUUUCUGAGCAGAAUGGGGGACAUCCAGCAGUUUGAGCAAGACUUCUACCAGACCAGGUACUACAUCGAUGAUCAGGGUCAGACUGUGGCUUACUACGACGACUCUGCACACCCUGCUUAUUACGAUGAGUAAGUUCCCAGACUUGCAUCAUGCUACUUAUAUUUACGAUCUCAUGCAAACAUCUGAUAGUUAAAAAUAAACCUCUUUUUCUGAAAUACCCAGUGGCUGGUUUGUUUAGUUUGCACAUGCACGUGCAUGAAGGUAAAAGCAUAAACUGUGAGCAUGUAUAUACAGGAAUCUAGUCAUAUGAUGCACAUCACAAUGACAUUCAUUUCAAUCCAAACAGCUUCAGUUUAUCACAGAUUCUAUCACAUUCAGAUUCAUACGAUUACACUUUAAAAAAAUCUGAACAAAGGUGUUAACUACGCUUAGAUUAUCAUUUAAACAAUCAGCAUUUGUGGAAAAGGAAAUAACUCAGGGUGUUUGUUGACCAAACAAAACAAAAGAGAAGCUGUGUUCACACAAAAUCCUAAAAUUUUUAACAAAUCAGAGCUGCAUGAGGAACAAAUGAAUAGCUGCCAUUAUCCUGGCAAACCUCGUGUUCAAAUUUCUGCAUAAAACCAGGGUUAGUUGAUGUCAAAGUUGUUGAAAUUUUCAGAAGCAUGUGUGUUAAAAUGACUCAAAUCUGCUUUUAACUAGAACUUUUUAAGUCCCUGUCAGUCAGGGUAUUUUGUGUCAUUUACAGUGGAUCACAGGCCUUCAUGCCAGAUGUUCUGGAUCCUUCCAUGGAGCAGGAGUACACUGGACAGUUUUACCAACCCUCAGUGCCAUCUGGGACUCUGGGGGAAACAGGAACAGAUUUUGUAGAGGAGGAACCUCCUCUUCUCGAAGGUAAAGAAAUAUAAUUUCUCUUUAUAAUUAGAAAGCUGACACUUACAGCUUGUAUUUGUUAAUCCAAAAAAAAAAAUCAACAACUAUCAUCUGAUCAUGUGGAGGAAACAUAGUCAUAACCCUCUCACCCUCCUCUCCUAAAGACAGAAUAAAGUAGAAUUCAAAAGGACAUGACUCUGGGACUUCACUUUGUUUUGCAUCCAGAGCUUGGCAUCAACUUUGACCACAUCUGGCAGAAGACGCUGACAGUGCUGAACCCUUUCAAGCCUGCAGAUGGCAGCAUCAUGAACGAGACGGAUCUGACGGGUCCAGUCAUCUUCUGCAUUGCUUUAGGAGUCACUUUAAUGAUGGUUAUUAGCAUAGCACCGUUUAUUUUAACAGAGUGAAUGAUCAUCCUGUAGGAGCAAUAUGCUGCAGUGAGUUUUUAAAACAGACUGUGUGUGUUUCUCUCCUUUAAAGGCGGGUAAAGCUCACUUUGGUUAUGUGUAUGGGACCAGUGCUACAGGCUGCACAGGGAUCUACAUCCUGCUCACUCUGAUGAGCUCUCUGGCCGUGUCUUUCGGCUGUGUGGCCAGUGUCCUGGGCUACUGUCUCCUGCCCAUGGUGGUCCUCUCUGCAUUCGCUGUCUUCUAUUCAUUGCAGUAAGUUUGUUUAGUGCAUGGGGCAGGGGUUAAACACUGGGGGCUCUAAUUAUAUGAUCAGAGAUACACAGUCCAACAUGAAUGACCUGGAGUGAAUUAUGGCGUAGGCCUAUCGGACAGCAUUUUGCAAGUUAAGUGGCCAAGAUUCUGGGCUCUGCAGGGUGCAGAGAGGCUGGAUUAAGCCCCUUGUAUAUUCAGUAUAGUCAGUAGUGAAUUGCAUGUGAGGAUGAAGGCAGUCUGAUUAAAGCUGUGGAUUUGUUAGCUGGUUUCCCUACUCUACUUUUCCAUGUGCAGAAUAUUUCGAGCAGACCCUCAGCUCUCAUAAUGUCCUGAAGGUCUACUGCGGAGACACCCCUUCAGUAGAGCUUUGAAACUGAACAUGCUGUUCAAAAAUCUGCUUCUUUUCUAUCCAUUUCUACUCACGGUGGUUCGUGUCCACUUGCCAUCAACAAAGUCACUGCUCUAUCCCUGAUUUAAAGACCUCUGAGGCAGGAAACAGAGCGAUAACUUAAGGCAUUACAUUGAAUUUGUUUUAACUCAUUAUUGUUAGGUUCACUUUAAAACCCUGGGUUCAAACAGAGAAGUUUGGGCAUAAAAGCAUGAAAUCCAUGUGACUGUAAAAAAAAGUUGUCUUAAAUCAUCGGAAAUAAGGUCCUAACUGUAUUUUUUCUGCAGCUUUCUUGCACAUCAUUGUUGUACUCUGACUUUUUAAAGUGGUUUUAACAAACUGAGCCGAUCAGGGUCAGAUCCCGGAUUCAAAUUUAAUUCAAACAUUUGAUAAAGCCAUCUCCACUUCUUUAAUGCAAUACACGAUACAUGUUUUUGGCUCAAAGGUUCAAAAAACAAGAGACAGAGACACCACAAGGAUUGUCCACUUCCCACAUAUAUCAGUUUGUUUGAAGUAACAAAAGACCAGAUGUCAGGUUUGAAUUCUUGCACUUCAUAAUGGGGACCGACUUUCUCUCUCCCUGUCUCCACAGAGGUGUCCUGGGAACUGUCCUGGCUCUGUUGGGGAUUUGUUGGUGCAGUUUUUCAGCCUCAAAGAUCUUCAGCUCCACCCUGGCAAUGGAGGGUCAGCAGCUGUUGGUGGCUUAUCCCUGCGCUCUGCUGUACGGGCUCUUUGCCCUGCUGACUGUGUUCUAACUAAUAUCACAGAAAAAGAAAAAAAAAAUCAUUAUUCUUAGAAACCUUGAUUUAUUCUAUACGCUUAGGUUAUUUUAAUUCCAGCUGGAUUUAGGUUCCUUUUAUUUACUUGUUUGAAAAAAAAAGUGUUUGUCUUUCGAUUGAAAGGUUCAUGAGCAGAACUACGGACCCAAAAACCUCCAUAUUGUUGAAAGGAAAGCUGGUAAAACAACCUGUUUUUUAUAUAUAACUAUUUACUACAUGUGUUGAUUAUAUCUUUGUUUUAUUUACAUGUUGUUAUCAUUUCAAACUCACGCAGAGACUUUUUAGAGAAUAAAUGACACACCUCUGAGUCUGUUUGAAGGACUCUGAUGGCUCAUCUCUA
Molecule: messenger RNA, 5368 nt
Organism: Xyrichtys novacula (pearly razorfish)
Lineage: Eukaryota; Metazoa; Chordata; Actinopteri; Labriformes; Labridae
Source: the annotation of a GenBank genome assembly